AUGCUGCCUCUGGUUAAAGUCUCGCCUGCUCCUCCUCAGCUGUCGCUAUCCGAUGCACAAAGUGUACGCAGUGCAGCCUCUGCCAGUUCGGCCAGCGACUCCAUUGCUUCUGUGCUUCAUGCUCUACGUUCUGCCUCAGCUGUUUCUUCAGCUUUGGCAAGAACUCCUCCAUCUCUCGAUCUUGACCAAGUGAUUCGUUCUAUCGAUGGUGAUGCCGAAGAUGCCAAGAGAGAAAGAAACCCUUCAUCACGAGGCUCAUCCUCAUCACGUGCAUCCUCGUCGCUCACUCGCACGUCAUCGUCCUCAUCACGGUCUUCGUCAUCAUCACACGGGUCUUCAUCUUCUCGUUCCUCUUCGUCUCAUUCAUCAUCGUCCAAGAAUUUUGGCUAUUCUGGACCUUGGCGUCUCGCGCAAGUACCUUCAUGGGACCCUCAAUCGUUACGUGAACCUAAUGAAAAUGUAGUAUGCGAGGCUCGUUUACCUUAUCCUCCGGGUCUGAUCGCCCAUGUUCUCUUCAGUGAUACAGACCAUACUUAUUGGGAGAAACUCCUUACAUAUAUAGAGGCUACAAACAUUUCACAAUUUACUAAGUUCACUGAUUCAAACGAUAAUACAAGGACGUUUGAUUAUGAUCAAAAAUUGGAUUUCAAAAUAGGGCCCAAGCAAACUCGUUGUUACACGACCGAUACACUCUUGAGUUGGGACGAACGAAGCUUCUUCCAUGUUCUAACAACUACAUACACUCCGGGCCUACCUGCUGGUCAAUCAUUCAAGAUCAAAACACGAUACUUGUUUGGUUGGGCAGACUCACAAACGUCUCUUUUCGCCAUCUCUUAUCACAUCGUAUGGUCUAGUAAUUCAUGGUUCAAAAGCAUUAUCGAAUCCAAUUGUAAAAUAGCACAAUUGGACAUUGCUCAUAAAAAUGCCAAUUUCUUGAAACAGUAUCUCGAUACGGCUCCUUUAAAGCGGAAAUCUAAAACGAGAUCAAAAUCCAAAUCCAGUUCCAAAUUGAAAUUGAAAUUAGAGACUCCACCAUGCAACGGAAAUGAAAAUGUGCCGCCUUUAUUACCGAAACAAGUAGCAUCAUCACAGGCACCCUCCCAAUCUCCCAGGAUCAUUCCCUUAGCCAUUCUAGUAUUCUUAAUCAUCAUUAUCAUUCAAAACUAUUACAUAUUAAAACAUUUGAAACAUUCUUUACCAACUGCCACUACCGCUUAG
Molecule: messenger RNA, 1218 nt
Organism: Henningerozyma blattae CBS 6284
Lineage: Eukaryota; Fungi; Ascomycota; Saccharomycetes; Saccharomycetales; Saccharomycetaceae
Product: VASt domain-containing protein
Exons: 1
Coding region: 1-1218 (405 amino acids)
Biological process (GO): intracellular sterol transport
Cellular component (GO): plasma membrane; cortical endoplasmic reticulum; mitochondrion
Molecular function (GO): sterol transfer activity; sterol binding
Source: RefSeq, a predicted model, not a curated record